ACUGGAGCGCCUGCUGAGCCUCGACGCGGCCACGGCUCGCGGCUCCCGGGCAAAGGCAAGGGAAUGGCUCGCAAGACUUCUGAGGUCAGCGGCCUACCGGGUGGGCGACGCUCCCCCUCCGGGCUUCAGUUCUCGCGUCUUCAAAACCUGAGGCAGAAGAGGGCUUAAGAGCAAAUUUACCCAGCGCGAGUCGCUCGAGAUCGCUGGCCUCGACUGGCCUGACCCUGGUGUAGGGUCGGAACGAGGCCGUCAGGGUCUGCGGGGUCGCCGCGAUGGACUCACUGGCAGCACCCCAGGACCGCCUGGUGGAGCAGCUGCUGUCGCCGCGCACCCAGGCCCAGAGGCGGCUCAAGGACAUCGACAAGCAGUACGUUGGCUUCGCUACACUGCCCAACCAGGUGCACCGCAAGUCAGUCAAGAAGGGUUUCGACUUCACACUCAUGGUAGCCGGUGAGUCCGGCCUGGGGAAGUCUACCCUUGUCCACAGUCUCUUCCUGACUGACCUGUACAAGGACCGGAAACUGCUGAGUGCUGAGGAACGCAUCAACCAGACAGUAGAGAUCCUGAAACACACUGUUGACAUCGAGGAGAAGGGAGUCAAGCUGAAGCUCACCAUCGUGGACACGCCCGGCUUUGGGGAUGCAGUGAACAACUUCGAGUGCUGGAAGCCCAUCACUGACUAUGUAGACCAGCAGUUUGAACAGUAUUUCCGUGAUGAAAGCGGCCUCAACCGCAAGAACAUCCAGGACAACCGGGUGCACUGCUGCCUCUACUUCAUCUCCCCCUUCGGACAUGGAUUGAGGCCAGUGGACGUAGGCUUCAUGAAGGCGCUGCACGAGAAGGUGAACAUCGUUCCACUCAUCGCCAAAGCCGACUGCCUGGUUCCCAGUGAGAUCCGGAAGCUGAAGGACAGGAUACGAGAGGAGAUCGACAAGUUUGGGAUCCACGUGUACCAGUUUCCAGAAUGUGACUCAGAUGAAGAUGAAGACUUCAAGCAGCAGGACCGGGAACUGAAGGAAAGUGCUCCCUUCGCCGUUAUCGGCAGCAACACUGUGGUGGAGGCCAAGGGGCAGCGGGUCCGGGGGCGACUGUACCCCUGGGGGAUCGUCGAAGUGGAGAAUCAGGCGCACUGCGAUUUCGUGAAGCUACGCAACAUGCUGAUCCGCACGCACAUGCACGACCUCAAAGACGUGACGUGCGAUGUGCACUAUGAGAACUACCGUGCUCACUGCAUCCAGCAGAUGACCAGCAAACUCACGCAGGACAGCCGCAUGGAGAGCCCCAUCCCUAUCCUCCCACUGCCCACACCAGAUUCGGAGACCGAGAAGCUCAUCAGGAUGAAGGAUGAAGAGCUGAGGCGCAUGCAGGAGAUGUUGCAGAAGAUGAAGCAGCAAAUGCAGGACCAGUGACAGCCGCCCCGGUCCACAUCGCCAAGGAUAGACAGCCAGUUUCCAGGCUGGCCCCUCCUACCCCUGGAUCCUAGACUGUCCUGGAUUCCACCCUGGGUUUAUCUGGAUCUCAGAAGGCCUGGACCUAACCCUAAUCCAAAGUGGCUUUGACCAGACUAUUCAGACCUAGAGCCACAGAGCCACAGCCCCCAGAUGACCCUAAUUUAUUCUCAGCAUCCACCCUUCCCGGUCAUUUAUUUGUAUCUGAACCACAGUCCCUCCUCAACUCAUGCCCCAUCCCACCCCACACCUCCCCGCCUGUCUUAAGGGAACAAGUUGUGCAUAACCUCCAAGAUCUCCCUUCCAAGAAGAUCGCUGCCCGCAGCGGGCCAAUAAACCAGGGUAGAGGAGGGACGUGGAUGCAGAAUCUUGGGCCUGUUACCCAAGCUAGUGCCGCUGAUGGAGUUGGGAGGCCCUGCUCUGCUGGUUACAGUGGGCUAUGAAACAUAUGCUAAUGUCCUACUGAGCGUGGAAGUAGGCCGGUUCCUCCCUUACUCCAAAUCAUGCUCUGUUCAGGACCAGAGCUGGCGGGCUUUGGAGGCUGAGGCCCUUAGGAAGACCCCAGACCUGAAGGCUUCUGGGAGGAAGGCGGGGCCGCGAUGCGCUAGACCGCUCGCGCCCCUUCUGGGUCUACCUAAAGGACUCCAGGGGCGGCAGGAACGGGGUGUCCCCUACGUCCCCUAUGACUACUUUCAUCCACCCAUAGGUCAAGGUCUUUUCUUCCCAGCAGCUCUGUUCCGCAGGGGUUCCAGCCCUUGGCCUCCUCCAUCUCUCCACCCGCAUGAUUCUUCCCCACACACCCCAUGCUCCGUUUUGUUCAGUUGUGAAUGCCGCGUCCUGUCCUGGUGACAGGAGAACAAAGUUAGUGAACGUCGCACCGAGUGUCCGAGUGUUCCAUGAGCCCAUGGGAGCGGGCGGGGGCGGAAGCCCGGGCUGCCUGCGGGCCCAGGAGAUAGUACCCUAUCUGCCUCUGCAACGCCCUUGCGCGCCGGCUCGGAGUUAUUUCUGGCCAGGCGGCAGAACUGUGGUCUGUUGCUGUGGAGUCAGGCAGGCUCUCGGGCCAACGCCACUCCAGAACGAAGUAGGCCUCCAUCCUCUCGCCAUGGGCUCCCGUGAGUUCUGGGGUCGGGUCUGCACUUUAUGGGAAGAGCCACAUCAGAAGGUGUCCUAGUAUGGGCAGCAAAAGAGCUUGGCUCAGAGGUGGAGGGAAACUACAGUCAGCGCUCAGGGUGGCCGGGGUGGAGGGACCUGCGGACUCGUGGGACGCUGGCCCUAGGAGCUGGCGGGAGCAGCGCCGGCGUUCCCAAAGAUGCUCCCGGCUCAUCCCAGCGCUUCUCUUCCAGGGCCGCGCGGGGCGCUGAGCCUGCUGCUUCUGCUGCUAGCGCCGCCCAGCCGCCCAGCCUCUGGCUGUCCCGCGCCAUGCCGCUGCUCUGAGACGCGCGUGGACUGCGGGCGCCGCGGGCUGACCUGGGCCUCGCUGCCGGCUGCCUUCCCUCCCGACACUACAGAAUUGGUGCUGACCGACAACAACCUGACGGCGCUGCCGCCCGGGCUUCUGGAUACGCUGCCGGCGCUGCGCAGAGUGCACCUGGGCGCUAACCCAUGGCGCUGCGACUGUCGCUUAUUGCCGCUGCGCGCCUGGCUGGCCGGCCGCCCUGAGCGCGAGUUCUACCGCGACCUGCGCUGUGUCGCGCCUCUGGCGCUGCGUGGCCGCUUGCUGCCCUACGUGGCGGAGGAUGAGCUGCGGGCCGCAUGCGCGCCCGGCCUACUUUGCUGGGGAGCUCUGGUGGCGCAGCUAGCGCUGCUGGUCCUCGGGCUGCUACACGCGCUGCUGCUGGCACUCCUACUGAGUCGCCUGCGGAGGCUACGCGCGCAGGCGCGCGCUCGCUCCACCCGCGAGUUCUCACUCACAGCCCCGCUGGUGGCCGAGUCGGCCGGAGGUGGUGCAUCUUAAGAAAGGACAGGCGCAGAGCAACGACGACCUGCAAAUUUUACAGGUCCCUGCUGGAGGACCCUCCGCCUUCACCUGGAUCGGCCUUGGCCUCUAUCCUUGCCCAACUUCCCAGACCCAAGCUCUGCAAGCCUGAAUCCACAUGGGGUCAAACUGCUGCCAGUACUACCAGAAUGAGGCAACCUUGAGUCUUCAGAGCCUAGAGUGCUGGAGCAGUCCAGUCUCCUGCCAGACUCCGCACUGAAUAAACCUUUCUCCUCCUCA
Molecule: messenger RNA, 3663 nt
Organism: Rattus norvegicus (Norway rat)
Lineage: Eukaryota; Metazoa; Chordata; Mammalia; Rodentia; Muridae
Gene: Septin5
Product: septin 5
Exons: 11
Coding region: 273-1409 (378 amino acids)
Cellular component (GO): cytoplasm; cytoskeleton; cell cortex
Molecular function (GO): GTP binding
Source: RefSeq, marked validated